AGAUCUUAAAGAUUUUAGACCUAUAAGUUUGGUUGAUAACCUUUGUAACUUGUUGUCUUAGACCAAGUUGUAUAUAGCUGAAGGCUUAAUGUCCUUAUAUGACUUCAUUGAUUGGUUAGGUUCUUAUUGAGGGAGGAAGUAGGUUUUUGUUAUUCCUUUCCCUUCUUUUUUUCUAACACCUUUUGGCGACCGAUGUAUACGUCUUGUAUACUUUGGUGUGCCCUCUUUGGCGCUUAUUAAUACUAUUUCCAAUCACCUAUCCAAAAAAAAAAAAAAAAAAAAACAAAAACAAAAAGAUCUAAAUAGACUUGUAAUUUUUCUUUGGUUGAUAAACAAUGGGCUUAGAGCUGGCAAUGCACAUGGGUAAAAGAUUGCAAUAAGAUGGUUAUGUGAUGUUAAGUGUUAACAAGAAAGGACAUUUGACGAAGUUUCAUUUUUGGCAUUAAAGAGAAGAAUCAUGCAAAAAAAAGUUAGUUAAUUUGUACACCUAGUGUAUACUAAAAAAAUAUGUCAAAUUUCAUUAGCUUUUAAAGUUUACGUUUGGAACUUUUGAGGAAGGUUGCAAUUAAAUUGAAGAGAGAGAUUUAAUCAAUGACAAAAGAGUGUGUUUCUAAGAGAGUGAGAGAGGAGGGGGGAGGCGCAGCUAGCAUGGAACAUUUUAUUAGGAGUUGAACAGAGAGUCGGUCAACUCUUGGUUGUUGGUAAAUGCUAAAUUAUUUUGAAUUAUUUAUAACUAUUGUUCACUUUAAAUAUGGGCAAUAUGAACACCUUAUAUUUGAAACUUCUUUAUUUUCCCUAGCAGUUACUUUUGUGACACUUUCUUCUCUAGGUUAAUCAAUGGUUUCUUCAGAGGUUGGUCAAAAUUUAAUAUUUUAACAUUAUGGAAAAUAGAGGAAGCUCCUUUUAUUUGUGAUUUUGAAAGGUUAGAGUGUGAAAAGUGGUCAAAAAUGAAGUUUAAGGCACUUAUUUCUCUACUCAAAUUGGCACAUUACAUAUCACCCAACUUGUAUUGAUAAUCCUUAUGGUCAUGUUAUACUUGAUGAUACUUGCUGGCUGAGGUUUUGUGAAUUGCAUUUGUAUUAGGUAUUAACAGGUAAGACAUGUCAAUUAUGAUGGAUUAGGUGAAAUUUAUUGGUAUAGAUGAUUCCUAAUUCUAAUGCCUUCUGGCUAUUUUUUCUAGGUCAUUAAAUUCAUAGUUGUUUUUUCUGUUUCCAGGAUACAGUUGCUGAUAUGAUUAAGGCAUUGGAAGGAAUUCUUCAAUGCUACAGUGACACUGUAUUAAUCAUUGCAGCAAAGGUCGCAUUGAAGUUAGUCUGGGACUUGCCCAGUUCAUUGCUGCAAUCUCUUGUGUUACAUCUUAUUCAGCCUUUUUUAUCUUUAUUAUCUUCUCAUCAAGUAAAAGUUGCUUCCCGGUGUGCAAAUGGUUUGAAUCAUAUCCUACCAUAUCUGAGUUUAAAAGAGGAUGGAGUUAUUUGGGAGAUAUUGAAAGAAACAAAUGCAGUUAUUCAUGUUAUCAAUAAUAUACAAAAAUUUUCCAGAGGAAUGGAAUCAAUUAAAUAUUUCCAACGGAUGGCUUCUCUUCUAAGGAGGAUAUUGUGGCAGUGGCCGCCCUCUCGCUAUCGUGUAUGGAAUGAUGCUGAGUUGUUGAGGGUUUUGGAGGUUAUACGUCUUUAUGUGGUAAUGGGGCUGAGAGGCUUCUAGAAAAUGGAGAAAACCUUCUAAAAAUGGUGGUGCAGUGCAUGGACAGCACACAACCUCCUUCUGUACGGAUAGAGGCAUUUAAACUCGCUCAGUUGUUGGCGAUGAGUGAACAAAGAUGUUCAAAAAUGAUGAGAUUGUGUUGUGAGCCCAUUGUCAAAGCCAUAAUUUGUGGACUGAAGGGGUGUGGCUUGUCAGGUAGACAGAUUGCUAAAGACCGGAUUUCUUUGUUAGUGGAGGCAGGUCAUUUGGCUCUGAUUACUCGUUGGGCAGGGGAGCAUCACAUUUAUUUUUGGAAGCUAGGAAUUGCCGGUGCCCUAUCUACCCUUCUUCUACGCAAAUCUCAUAAAGCCCAACAACCUCCACAUUCCUUGUCAUUGGAAGAACUGACAUUCAUAACAGAUGAGGGUAGUGCAUUCAUCUGGGAAAUUAUUGUGGGGCUUGUAACCCACUGUGGGGAAGAUUUCAAUCCUGAGAUGAAUGGCACUGACGUUUUCAUCAGCAUCCUUAUUUAUUGUGCAUGCAAGACCUUUGUGGACUCAGUUGAUCCGAUUUUUGAAGAAGCUGCAAACAAUAUCAGCAGCUGUUUAGCAUCUAGAGCACUUCUGAUGAUGAUUUAUUCUCCCUGCAAAUACAUUGCAUCACAGGCCCAAUCCAAAUUGUCUAAGGCUCUAAAGGCAGAGGGAAAGCGUUAUCUAAAAUCCUUUACGGAUUACCUAUGCUAUGUCUCAUCCAGGGAUGAGUAUGGAAGACCAGAUGAACGCACUUUCUUUAGCAUAGUGGGAUUGACAUGUUAUUCGGGUUUGCCGCAGUAUCAAAAGUAUGUUUUACAGAGUGAAGGAAUAAAAACGCUGCUGGCCUUUAUAAAGCAGUGCUUAAAAAAUGAUUCCCAUUUGGGAAGGCUAAGUUUUGCCUCUAAUUUGCAAAAUAUUUUCAGUAGCUGGACAUGUUGCCAGACAUGUGCAGAAGAUUGGGAUGGCGGAGACAUUCUUAUGCUUUUUGGUCUGUGGGGGCUAGCUGAAUUGAUCCACCAUUCUGGUCGCAUGAGAAAUCACCCUGAUUUAUUUCGUGGCCAGAUGGAAUAUACUGAAGUUCAAUUCAUUAAAAAACUCCAAGAGAUCUGCAGUGAUACUUCUAUUCCUGGGCUAAGAUGGUAUGCUGCAUACCUUCUUAGUUAUUUUGGAGUGUAUGGUUUUCCAAGUAGGAUUGGUAAUGCACUUGGUGAAAAGGAAAAUGCAGAUAUGCAACUCAUUCUUAAAAAUGGAGAAUCUGUGAGCAUUCAUGGUGUUGUUCUUAUGGUCCAAUGUCCAUCAUUACUGCAGACUGUUGAGCUGCCUCUUGAUAAGGAAAGUUCUGAUGGCUCUUCAGUUAGACAAUAUACAGAGUCGGCGAAAAAGUUCAAGAAAGAAGUUCAUUUAUCUUCUCGUUUACGUCAUCAGCCAUUAGUGAAGCUAUUGGAAUUUGUUUAUUUGGGAUAUUUACAAGCAGGAGAAGACCUUGUGAAGUCAUUGAAAAGUUUUGCUAAACAUUGCAAACUGCAACCUCUACUACAAAUGCUUCAUAGAAAUCGUCCAAAGUGGGGCAUGCCUUUUCCUGGAUUGGAUCUUGCUCUUGCACUCGAUUUUGAUGGGCAUACUUUUUCGGAUGUUGCCUUGGAAGCUGAAGCAACUGAAGUGAUGCAGUGGACAUGCAAAUUCUGCUCUGUUUUAGUGCCUCAUAUGCACGUCCACAAAGUCAUAUUGUGGUCAAGUUGUGAUCAUUUCCGGGCCAUGUUCCGGUCAGGGAUGCAAGAAAGCCGUUCCCCCUUCAUAAAGGUCCCUGUUAGUUGGGAGGCAUUGGUUAAACUAGUGGACUGGUUGUAUUCUGAUAAACUGCCAACACUCGUCACUGGCUGUUUAUGGGAUAACAUGGAUGAAAGGAAAAAGCUACAGGAGCUGCAACCGUACUUGGAGCUUUGUUGGCUUGCAGACUAUUGGUUAUUGGACGAUAUUCAAGAACACUGCUCAAGAGUGAUCAACUCUUGCCUGGAUUCUUCUGGAAACUUGUCUCUUGAAGUACUCCAUAUAGCUGCUAGGCUCUCCCUGUGGAAGUUGGCUGAGACUGCAGUAAAUCGCUUAGCCCCUUCAUAUAGCCGUCUCUGCCUCACUGGUGAAAUUGAAAAGCUGGAUAAAGACCUUGCUGACAUGGUUCAUGCUGCCUCUGUUCGACAUUCCCAGGAUUCAACCAAAUGCAAGUUAGAAGAGUAACAGGAGACAACAGGCAAGUUAUAGUAACUAUUUGUGAAUACACCAUACAUUUUGUAGGAUUGAACCCAGCUUUGGAACAUCAAAACUGUUUGCAACCUAGUUCCACCACUGAAUGUAUUUUCUGUAUCUUUCAAGAGGUGUUGAAUGAAAGCCACUACCAAUAGACAAAAUGUUGAAGCCAAUACAAGAUUUUCUUUGGCUGCAUCUGGGUGUUUUGAGUCUCCAG
Messenger RNA from Vitis vinifera (wine grape), 4170 nucleotides. RefSeq names its product BTB/POZ domain-containing protein At1g04390. The coding region runs from base 1725 to 3944 and encodes 739 amino acids. NCBI's taxonomy places the organism in Eukaryota, Viridiplantae, Streptophyta, Magnoliopsida, Vitales, Vitaceae. The transcript has 6 exons. Gene Ontology annotation, molecular function: protein binding. The record is from RefSeq and is a predicted model, not a curated record.